Messenger RNA from Argentina anserina (silverweed cinquefoil), 1004 nucleotides. RefSeq names its product vesicle transport v-SNARE 13. The record is from RefSeq and is a predicted model, not a curated record. NCBI's taxonomy places the organism in Eukaryota, Viridiplantae, Streptophyta, Magnoliopsida, Rosales, Rosaceae. Gene Ontology annotation, cellular component: Golgi apparatus; late endosome membrane; SNARE complex. The transcript is spliced from 6 exons. Gene Ontology annotation, molecular function: SNAP receptor activity; SNARE binding. Bases 182 to 844 code for a protein of 220 amino acids. Gene Ontology annotation, biological process: vesicle fusion; intracellular protein transport; vesicle-mediated transport.
UCUCAUCGUGGACAAAUAGUUGUAGCGCACCAUCUCUAUCUCUCCGACUCAUUCACGCGCGUUGUCGUUUUGAUCACCUCUCCCGACAACUUUCUCAAUUCAACACCUCCCACCGCCCUCCGGCAUCGAUUCCGGCGACCCAUCCGACUCUCCGAUCUCCUCAGGGUGAAUUCAGGUCAAGAUGAGUGAGGUGUUCGAAGGCUACGAGCGCCAGUACAGCGAGCUCUCCGCCAAUCUCACCAAGAAGUGUACAAUUGCUGGUGGGCUUCAUGGAGAGCAAAAGAAGCAGAAGAUUUCUGAAAUAAAGGCGGGGAUAGAACAAGCUGAAUCUUUGAUCAAGCAAAUGGACCUUGAUGCAAGAAGUUUGCAGCCAAAUGUCAGGGCUGUUCUUCUUGCUAAGUUGAGGGAAUACAAAUCAGAUCUGAAUAAUCUGAAAAGCGAAGUUAAAAGACUUGUAUCUGGCAACUUAAAUGCAUCUGCCCGGGAUGAGUUGUUGGAAUCAGGCAUGGCUGAUGCUUUGACGGCAUCAGCAGAUCAGAGAACGAGGUUGAUGAUGACGACAGAGAAAUUAGACAAGACCAGUGACAGAGUUAGGAACAGCAGAAGAACCAUGCUGGAAACAGAAGAGCUUGGUGUUUCAAUUCUUCAAGAUUUGCAUUCACAGCGACAGUCUCUCUUACAUGCUCAUGGCACGCUUCAUGGCGUGGAUGACAACGUAGGCAAGAGCAAGAAAAUUUUGACAUCCAUGACAAGGAGGAUGAGCAAGAACAAGUGGAUAAUUGGCUCGAUUAUUGCAGUUCUUGUCAUUGCUAUCGCGUUGAUAUUGUACUUCAAACUUAGAUAGACAACAUAUUUCGUCUUUGUUCAGCUUGCCUGUGUUCCAAAAUGACACAUUUCUUCAUUUUCUUGUUUCUCCUUAUAUUUUGAGUGUGCAAAUUGAGUUCUUGUAAUGGUGAUCCUCGAGUGUAUUAAUGACAACAUUACCGAUUUGGUCUUUUGUUGGA